Messenger RNA from Erythranthe guttata (spotted monkey flower), 1758 nucleotides. NCBI's taxonomy places the organism in Eukaryota, Viridiplantae, Streptophyta, Magnoliopsida, Lamiales, Phrymaceae. The record is from RefSeq and is a predicted model, not a curated record.
AUGGAUUUUGAUACUGAAAAUGAGAAACCAAUUUCACCUUCUAAUAAGGACGAAAGUAAUUGCAUGGAUGAUAGUAAGCAUGAUGAUAUGAACUAUCAUGGUAUAAAUCAUUUAGGUGAUUCAGUUGAUUUCAAUUUUGAGAAUAUCAAUGAGGAUGCGGUUAGACAACUAGUAUUCGAAAGUCUUGAUGAUGCAGAGAAAUUUUACACAUUGUAUGCCGGUGUAGUUGGUUUUGGCAUUAGGAAACAAGGUGUAAAACGUAAAACCGCGGAUGACAUCAUAAAGUACAGGGAAUGGGUGUGCGCAUGCGAGGGAUUCCGCAGACGACCGAAAGCUGACUAUACUAGGAAACGAGAGGCAAAAGUUGUGACCAGGUGUGGUUGUAUAGCAUGCUUUCGUGUUGCACAUGACCGUUUUUCAGGGCACUAUUCAGUGACAAAGUUUGAGCGUCAACAUAAUCACGAUUUACGAGGUUACAAGAAAAGGUACAUUUCAAUGCCCGACAAGUGUAUGCUGAAUUUAAUUACAGAUGCCGGAUUUAGGCCGUGUCAAGCUAUGGAUUUGUUGGAGCAACUUGCUGGAGGUGUUGGAAAAAUGUCUUUCACAAGAAAGGAUGGUUACAAUUGGUUGAACAGUAUGCGAUUAAAAAGAAUCGAAGGCGGUGAUGUGAAUACGUCAUUAGCUAUAUUUGAAAGCAUGAAGAUAAAGGAUAGUGAGUUUUUUUACAAAUACACAGUGAAUGACCAAGGGGCACUUUCAAAACUCUUUUGGUGCGAUGGAGCUUCCAGGGCUGAGUAUGAAAUAUUUGGCGAUGUCUUAAUAUUCGAUAGUACAUAUAAGACAAACAAGUAUUUUUAUCCUCUGGUUAUUUUUUCUGGUACCAACAACCACGGUUCAACGUUUAUUUUUGGUGCAUCUUUUAUGUACAACGAGACAAUUGAAUCAUAUCGAUGGUUGUUGCAAGCAUUUCUUGAGGCAAUGAAUGGCAAAGUUCCGGGUUCUGUGUUAACAGAUCAGGACUCAUCUAUGGUAGCAGCAAUUUCAUCAGAAUUUCCUGGAGCGAAACAUAGGCUUUGUAGUUGGCAUCUUGGGAGAAAUGUUCGACAAAAUAUAAAAGUGGCAGAUUUUUGUUCUGAUUUUAUGAGAUUAUUGAAAGAACCGUGCUCCAUUGAUGAGUUUGAGAUAAGCUGGCUUAACAUGGUUGAGAUGUAUGAGGUAGCAGAAAAGCCAUGGGUUAUUGACAUGUACAAGAAAAAAAAGAUGUGGGCAGAGGCAUAUUUUCGUGGACAUUUUAUGGCCAUGGCAUGUACAACUCAGAGGGCUGAAUCUAUGAACUCAUUGAUCAAGCUUGCGGUCACUCAAAUGAUGAGUUUUGCCGAGUUUGUAAAUCAAUUUGAACGCAAAAUACAAGGGUUAAGAAGUUCUUUCCUUAGUCAGCAAAACGAUUUAGAAAAAUUCAAGCCUGCUGUCAGAGAGAGUCCUCUUCAAGGGCUUGAGAAACAUGCUGCUAGUAUAUGCACGAAACAAAUUUUCUAUAUGAUACGUGAAGAGAUUGAAGCAGAGCAAGGUCUUUUGUCCACAAGAUACGAUCUGGUCGAAGUGAUCGAAGCAACCUCAUCUCCGUGCGCGGGUUAUAUUUUGUAUAUGACGUUUACGGCCAAGAUUGACGGUGUCGAAAAAGCCAAUACUUUCAGUACAAAUAUUUACUACGGAAUCGGUGCAACUGAAGUACAGUCGGUUCAAAUUGUCACUACUUAG